UUUUUUUUUUAAAUUUGGAUGCGUGGUACUGUAAAAGGUUUCAGUAUAAAGCAAAUCAACAGUCAUGGAAAAAAUGCUGUUUGCUCUGUUUAUGUGGCUCUGUACAGGCUUGGUGCUUUCUCUGGAAGAUUUUCCGAAAUGGGGUACACAGAAUGACAACAGAAUCGGGGAAAUUUUAUCGAGAGUAUCCAACGAACUGUUAAAGAAGGAACUUGCCAAAAAGGUCAGAAUUUUGGGAGAACCUCGACCAAACACAGAUGACUUGAUCUUGCUUCUUGGUAAUAUGGUGGAACAAAAGCCUAUGACUUUUUGUCGAAUUUUAUGGAAUACUGGCGAUGAUGAAAGCUUGGAUGAAUGUGUUGCGUUCCUCAUGCAGAUUAGAAACCAAAUGCUGGUGAAUAAAGAACAAAAAAGACAAGGUAGCUAUAGAUUUAACUCUAGUGGUUGGAAACGGAAAAAGCGCGAGGCUACUUCAAACAAGUUGUCCAAAGAGGAAAUUAUGAAUAUCAUUCAACAAAUUCUGAAGGUUAAAAAAAGGCGAAAAUUCCAGGCUAGUGGCUGGUGAUCCGAUGAAAAAAAAAACUGGAGCAAUGGUUUUGAUGGUUCUUUUUGAUAACGAGGUUUAUAUUUUCAUUUGUAAGUUCGAUUUAGAAAUGAAUAAUAGACUUGGAUAUCCUGUCGAUGUGAACUGAAAUUAUGAAAGGCAAACUUUUGGAUAACAUGGACAUUUUACCAACCAAAAUUCAGGCUUUCAUAUUUUUAAAAUAAAAACUGUUUUCAUAAACUUUUCAGACGAUUUUUUGAAUAAUUUCAAUUUGAUCCAUCAACUAUUUUUAAGACAAGAAUCAAUUGCUUUCUGUUUGUUCUGUAAAUUAAUGCACCAAAUUUUUGGAGAAGAGUUCUGCUUGUUUUGCUGCUUAUCUUGAUCAUGCAUUGAAAGAAAUCUUAUUUAAGAGGAUGAAAAUUAAAAUGCAAUUAUAUUUUCUUAAUAUUGCCUUUUUGUACAUGUUUGAAGAAUGUAAUUAAAAAAGGGAAAAAGAAAAUCUUAAAUUUCUUUAGAAAACAAUCUUUGACGCCCCCUUUUUGAAGAAAUAUCUACACCUAAGCCAGUGUAAUUAAGUUAUGGCAACUUUUACAAUUCGGACAUGUAAAACUCAUUAAAUAUGUAUUAACAAAAUCCCAGC
Saccostrea cuccullata (small rock oyster) is the source of this 1184-nucleotide messenger RNA. RefSeq lists its product as uncharacterized. The transcript is spliced from 2 exons. Bases 65 to 565 code for a protein of 166 amino acids. Lineage: Eukaryota; Metazoa; Mollusca; Bivalvia; Ostreida; Ostreidae. The record is from RefSeq and is a predicted model, not a curated record.